Molecule: messenger RNA, 1644 nt
Organism: Anopheles aquasalis
Lineage: Eukaryota; Metazoa; Arthropoda; Insecta; Diptera; Culicidae
Source: RefSeq, a predicted model, not a curated record
CGAGAUCUCGUCUUCGAACCCGCUCACCUCAGAGUGUGGUGGUCCUCGGGUGUGAACGGAAGUGUCCGCAGUGUCUCUCGUAGCCAGCCGUGUAGAAGCCCCGGAACUUGUACAAAAUCUUCUGCUGAUAUUAGGCCGAGCAGCCAAAUCUUCAAACGAAAGAUGAACCGAUUUGUGGUUGCGAUCGUCCUUUCGACGCUGGUGAUCGGUGCGUUGGGUGAGGCUGCUGGACGCGAUGCUUCCGUGCGGGACCGUGCGGGCAAUAGUUACGAGUCCGAGAUCCUGGUCGAAUCGUCCCUGAACGUGCGCAAGGCGAACCCGGCUGUGCGGCGCCAGGUGCGCAGCGUUCUCGAUCUGCUAGUGCCACCACCGGCCGGUGUGCUGUUGGUGCGCGAGAAGCGUCAAUGGGGUGGAUUCGAUGCGUCCAGCGCGCAAGCUAAUGCGAACGCGUUCAACCAGUUCCAGGGACCGAACGGAUUCGGAGCUAGUGCCGCCAAUGCUGGCGCUCAGUCGUUCUACAACCAGGGCCCGGGCGGUGGUUUCGGUGCAUCGGCUGCCAACUCGGCGUCCCAGGGUUUCGCCGCCGGACCGGGAGGAUUCUCGGGAUCCGCUGGACAGUCCGGAAGCCAGAGCUACAAGCUGCCCGGUAACAAGGAUGUGAACCUGUCCUACAGCGGUGGUUUCUCGGUGGCCAACGGACAACCCAGCGUAUCGCAGGGUAGCUCGAUCAGUUUCUCCUAUUCCUUUGCCUUCCGAUUACGAUCAAGAAUGUACCACUCAACGAUCGCUUUUGUCGUCCUGUGUGGCGUUGCCCUCAGUGUGGCCUAUCCCUAUCCUUACCCACAAAGUGCGUUCAUGUACUACCGCAAUGCGUACCCGAUGAUGAUUCCGCAGCUACAGCAGAGCGCCAUGUAUCAGCAGGCCACCAGGAUGUACCAGAACCAGCGACUCCGCAGUCAACGGCGGUCGGCUUCGAGUGGCGGAGUGUCGGCAUUCGCCGCUGGAAACACCAUCGCCACCGGUACGCUCCUAAACGCUGCCAACUGCCAACCCGCAGAUCAAGUUCCGGUGGAGGCGCCAGCAAUACAGUCCUUUGCCGAAGCAUAUCCGGCGGAAGCAUCGCCCGAGAACGACAUUCCGUUCGGUGACGAGAGUGAUCUGCUGGGGGAUGUGGAAGCGAGUGCGCUGGACACACCGACUAGCAACGAUGACGCGCUGUUCGAUUUGCCUGUCGUUCCGGCCGCCGUAGCUCCUGUUCCGGAUAAGCGAAAGAAGAAGGUGACGACGACGGUGCAGCUGGAUUCGGCUUCGGGCGAGGAGGAGCAGGAUGAUGAUGAGGCCGACGAAGGACAGACUGCGGUCAGUUUUGGUACGCGUCGUGGCAGUAGCAGCAGCAGCAACAGCCGCCCGGCUAGUGGACCAAUGUUUCCGGUGACGUUCGGUAGCACGAAUGGGGGUGCGAUCGCCAUCGCUAACAGUUACAGCACUGGGAAGGGAGGAUCGGCCACGAGCCAUGCUACUGCCUACGGUAGUCCAGCGGCUAUUCCCGAGGAACGUCGGCGUUCGGUUUCGGCCCAGCAGCAGCAGCUGCGUAGCAAUCGGCCGGCCAAACUGCGCACCAGAUACUAGGACGAUUUGGAUUUA